Molecule: messenger RNA, 1431 nt
Organism: Tetrahymena thermophila SB210
Lineage: Eukaryota; Ciliophora; Oligohymenophorea; Hymenostomatida; Tetrahymenidae
Exons: 4
Source: RefSeq, a predicted model, not a curated record
AUGCUCAUUUACUCAUCAUAUUUAUUUUAUUUGUAUUUUAAUAAUCAAAUUAACCCAAAUUACUCAUCUUAAAGUUUUAUUUCAGAAGAAAUAAUCUCUAUUGACCUUUAAAAUGACCUCUUUGGAUUUAAAUAUGAGUAUGGAGUUAAUCUCAAUCUUGAUGAUUUAUAAGAGUAAUAAAAUAAGACAUAUUUAGUAUAUGUUCCUUUUUUCUAUUACUAAAAUGGAAGCGAUUACUAAAUGAUACCUUUAAAUUAUACUAAAUGUAGUAACACCAAGCUUUAAGGGUUUAACUGUUUGGAUUUUUCUAACCUUAAAAACUACUCAUUAACCUUAAGCACCUAAGAUAACAUAUCUUCAAACAUUUACGUGUUUGUAUAUUAAUGUUAAGACACAGAUAUGUUCAAAGAAUUUAUUCCUGAUAAUUGCGCCAACUAAACAGAAAUUAACUCUACUAUUAAUAACCCUUAUGCUGAUUUCCGUUUGAAAUUCUUAACCUCUUAAUAUAAUACUACAUCAUAGGCAAUUUAAACAAACUACAGGAAUUCAUAUGUAUAUAUGUAAGGGGAUUAAUUUCAAUUGUACACUUUUAAAACUCAAAAGUAGAUCACUCAGCUUAAACAAGGAGCUAUAAUUCAAUCUGAGAGCACUUUCUCUUCUCCUAUAUCAUAUGAUAUACAAAAUUUUAGCUACAGUAGAGAAUCUAUGAUCUAAACUUUUGGUUAGACUUCUUAUUUGUAAAUUACUAUUGAGAUGGAUGAAAUUGUUUAGAAUAUGUUUCUUGGCACAUAUUAGAAUAUAUUAAAAGAAAAUAAAAUUCUGGAUAAAAAGGAUGAUGAUUAUUUUAAAAAUUAAAUGAAAUUCGAUAAAAAUAGAAUAGAAGAACGAGAAGAAGAUAUGAAAGUAGAUAGCGUUUAAGAGAUUAUUGUUCCUUCCUUUGAUACUAAAUUAAUAAAAUCAAUUUGUAGUAGCCAGAAUUAAUCACCUAAAAAUCAAAUCUAGCCAUCUAUAAUGAAUUCACCAACAUGUUAAAAUAAUAGAUUUACCUCAUUUGAGUUAGCUGCAUAAAAGUUAUGUUUUAAGGUAAGUGAUUACUAGUAAUCCCAAGGAUUAGGCUAAAAUGACAAGCGCGCAAUAGAUGACUAUAUUAAUUAAAGCUUAGAUAUAUUGCAGCUCUAUAGAGAUAUUACAUUACUAAAGAAAGCAGCUUUAAUUCUACUGAGUAAGGAUUAGUUGGCUAUAUUGUAGCUAGUUGGAUUAUCUUCAGAUUUUUAGAAAGAACCUGAGAAAAUGAGCUUUUUCGAAGAAUAGUAUUCUAUUUUAAGCGACAGUAGCUUGUAAGAAAAAUACAUAAAUUCUUUCUUUAAAAGAAUUUAGGAUAGCCAAGAAAUAAGUGAAACAGAUUUAAGAAUAUUAGAUUCUUUAUAAUGA